This is a messenger RNA of Ostreobium quekettii, 324 nucleotides long. Lineage: Eukaryota; Viridiplantae; Chlorophyta; Ulvophyceae; Bryopsidales; Ostreobiaceae. The record is from the annotation of a GenBank genome assembly.
AUGUCUCCGCGCGGGUUCGCCGUGUUCAAGCCCAUGGCUGCCUCUGUGCCCGCUGCAAGCGGCAGCAUGGCGGCUGGGGACCUGCAGAAUGGGGUGGCUGGUCGCCCUGUUCCCCUGCACUCGGCAGCGCACACCAGCCGUGCAUGGGAGUUCUUCAGAAAACUGGGCUCCCCCAAGUAUUGGGUAGCCCCAAUGGUGGACCAGUCAGAGCUUCCUUUUAGGUUGCUGUGCCAACAAUAUGGAGCCACAGGGGCCUACACGCCUAUGCUGCACAGCCGUCUGUUUGCUGAGAGCAGAAAGUACAGGUGUGCAGGGUACUUUUAG